Molecule: messenger RNA, 1826 nt
Organism: Schizophyllum commune H4-8
Lineage: Eukaryota; Fungi; Basidiomycota; Agaricomycetes; Agaricales; Schizophyllaceae
Product: FAD-binding domain-containing protein
Exons: 7
Coding region: 28-1572 (514 amino acids)
Cellular component (GO): mitochondrion
Molecular function (GO): catalytic activity; FAD binding
Source: RefSeq, a predicted model, not a curated record
CGCGAACACAAGACGCGCGCAUCAAUCAUGCUUGCCCUCCGCCUCUCUCGCCGCCUCGUCGUCCCCCGCGCCAUCCCCCGCACUCGAUGGGCAAGCACAGCGGCGUCGGGCGCCGCACUUCGCGGGCUCAAGUCCCUCAACGCGGACGACCUCGCGCACUUCUCCAAGAUCCUCCCAGCGUCCUCGAUCAUCUCCACACUUCCCCCAGUCCAGAGCGCGGCCUCUGAACUUGACAUCUACAACGAUGACUGGAUGGGAAAGUACCACGGACAGUCCACGACCGUUCUCAAGCCCAAAACGACGCAGCAGGUCGCAGACAUCGUCAGGUGGUGCAACGAGAAGCGCAUAGGGCUGGUUCCCCAGGGCGGAAACACCGGUCUUGUUGGCGGUAGCAUCCCCCUCAAGGAUGAGUUGAUCAUCUCGCUGGCCAACAUGAACCAAGUCCGCUCGUUCGAUCCCAUCUCGGGUAUUCUCGUGGCGGACGCUGGCUGCAUCCUACAGUCCCUGUCAGACUACAUUGCCCCCCAUGGACACAUCAUGCCACUUGACCUAGGCGCGAAGGGCAGCUGUCAGAUAGGGGGGAACGUCUCCACUAACGCUGGUGGCUUGCGACUCCUCCGCUAUGGCUCCCUACAUGGCUCUGUGCUCGGCCUUGAAGUCGUACUACCAGACGGUACCAUCCUCGACCAGCUGUCGACGCUACGGAAGGACAACACAGGGUACGACCUCAAGCAGCUGUUCAUCGGCGCCGAGGGUACACUUGGUAUCGUCACCGGCGUUUCCAUCCUCACCGCUGCCGCGCCCCAAUCCACCAACAAUGUCAUACUUGCCCUCCCCAGCUUCGACAACGUCCAGCCUCUUUUCAAGGCCGUCAAGCAGCAGCUCUCCGAGAUCCUUUCCGCCUUCGAGUUCAUCGACCGCACCGCGUACGACCUCGCCGUCAAGCACGGCCAGGGUCGUGCACUCAGCGAUGAGGAUAUCGAGGGCGCCGAGUGCUUCGUCCUGGUCGAGACGAGCGGCGGUAAGCGGGAACACGACGAAGAGAAAUUGAACUCGUUGUUGGAAUCCCUCCUCGAAGCCGACGAGCCCCUGAUCAACACUGGUGUGCUUUCCCAAAAUCCAACGCAGUUCGCGUCGUUAUGGGCGUUGCGCGAGGGUGUUACGGAGGCCGUGUCGAAGGAGGGCAAGGCGUACAAGUAUGACAUCUCGAUCCCGCUGUCGAAGUUCGAGGAGUGCGUCAACUUGACGAGGGAACACUUACGGGAGAAGGGUGUAUUGCGCGACGAUGCAGUUACGCACGUGUUGGGGUACGGGCACGUCGGAGACGGCAACCUCCACCUCAACAUCGUCGCGAAGGAAUACUCUGACGAGGUGACGAACGCUCUGGAGCCAUUCGUCUAUGAGCUUGUCGCAAAAUACCGUGGGUCGGUCUCCGCAGAGCACGGCAUCGGCUCGAUGAAGACGCACGCGCUGCCGUACACGAAGGAUGCCAUUAGCAUCGGUCUCAUGAAGCGGAUCAAGAACUUGUUCGACCCCAAUGGGAUCAUGAACCCAGGGAAGGUGCUCGAGUGAGCGAGUGCCUACGUUUACGCUAUGUGUGGAGUAACAGAGUACUUAUUUAUCUAUCGUGCUGUCUCCGUUGACGCCAAACUGUGUUGCGAGGUUGACGUGCAUGGUAAGGUCAACGCCACCAUGAGCUUUUGAAUGCGGAUUCAAGCAUCAUUUUAGUUGUUUUGCCUGCGUACACCUCAUCUGCAAUCAAUCGUUGAUCGCUCGAUUUCGCUAAGCCGUUCAACACCAGGCGCUUUUUCUUCAGCCGGCGCUCG